This is a messenger RNA of Truncatella angustata, 498 nucleotides long. RefSeq lists its product as uncharacterized. Bases 1 to 498 code for a protein of 165 amino acids. The record is from RefSeq and is a predicted model, not a curated record. The transcript has a single exon. Lineage: Eukaryota; Fungi; Ascomycota; Sordariomycetes; Amphisphaeriales; Sporocadaceae.
AUGCUACCUUUACAGCAUCCGUCACCACAUGGCUGUCCCCGGCACCACCGAGGAUUCGCCACGGAAGACCUGAAGGUCAACACUCCCUUCUCGACAGCCAAGAAGUCCACGGGAUUCCUGGCCCACGAGAAUCCUUAUGCCAGCGGUGAUUCAAGGGCUAGAAAUACCACAAGCCAGUCUCUUGCCCGCCUCCAGAAGCAUAUGGAUUCACGCCAAUUCCCAUACCCUCCUCGACCACCAACACCAGGUCCUGGACCACGGGGUCCCGGCCCGUUGGGUCCUCCACGACCCCCGGUGCCAACUCCACCUCCCAGCCCACGUCGAUCGGAUCAUGUCGACUCAAUGGGUGCAGAGCAGUCCCAAGCCAUCAAGCUCUACAUGUCCAUGUGGAUCGCCGUAGACGGCAUAAAAAGCUAUUUUCUCCGAGGCAGCUACGACAACUCGUCCGAGUCCAUGUACCCGUUACCUAAUCACGGCUCCAUGCCACUUUACCUCUGA